UCUAAAUAACGAAGCUUUAGAUUGUGUUCAUCAUGAAGUUUGUUGUACUUCUUCUGGUCACUUUUCUUUUUCAUGAUGGUAAGCUCUAAUGUAUCAUGGAAUUUAAGCCUUUAUAACCUUGUUUGCAAAGAGCGUCACGAAUUUGUGACUGGCUUUUAAUGAAUUACAAAGAAACUUCAGUUAGUCGGUCGAAGAGUUAAGAGGAAGCGAGAGCGCACACACACGGCUUUAACUGCAGCCAAUUGGUGUUCUUAGGUUGCUUUGGGAAGGUUUAUUGCGUUAGGCGCCUAGCUAGAUUUGAAAUGAAAUGCUAGUUUACAGCAAAGCGCCGUCUCUUUUUAAUUGAAAUGGGAUAGUUUUUCAAUGAUAACGUAGCAGUAAGAAACAUCAAGAGUAUCUCUUUUUCGUUUACUACUUUUUAUGAAGCAAAAGGAAACGAAGUGUUGUCCUGUUUGCAUUGCUCGAGUUUCCUGUCAAUGGAUGACUGCACUGAAAACCAACGAGAGCAAAUCUGUUUUGGAGAAGAAAACCGCUGUGGAACGUUCAUCUCCCACUCCCCUGGACUGCAAGGCUACGCAAAAGGAUGCUUAACUGACUUUCUCUGCCAGGAAUACCAAGCCCAGGGCUACUGUGAGCAGAACCUUGGAGUUGAAUGUGAAGUAAAAUGCUGCCAGAGUAACCUGUGUAACUACUAAACUCCCAGUUUCCACUGGCAGCUUCAUAUUCUUGUUGCCAUAACACCAG
This is a messenger RNA of Pocillopora meandrina, 744 nucleotides long. The record is from the annotation of a GenBank genome assembly. Lineage: Eukaryota; Metazoa; Cnidaria; Anthozoa; Scleractinia; Pocilloporidae.